This is a messenger RNA of Morone saxatilis (striped sea-bass), 1636 nucleotides long. It is a transcript of the gene ncf2, whose product is annotated as neutrophil cytosolic factor 2. The transcript has 15 exons. Gene Ontology annotation, biological process: superoxide anion generation. The coding region runs from base 92 to 1585 and encodes 497 amino acids. Gene Ontology annotation, molecular function: superoxide-generating NADPH oxidase activator activity; protein binding. The record is from RefSeq and is a predicted model, not a curated record. NCBI's taxonomy places the organism in Eukaryota, Metazoa, Chordata, Actinopteri, Moronidae.
AAUGACAAUCACACUUCCUGAUCUCCCUGGUACAAAUCAGAAGAGCUUCCUUAAUUUGGUCUGUAGCUCAGUGUACUCCUAACCUGCCACUAUGUCGUUUCUGGAUACUCUGCGCCAGUGGGACGAAGCUGUGACUUAUGUUGACAGACAAGAUCUGUCAGAAGCACUCAGGAUUUUCCUGUCUAUCCAAGAACCAAACUCCAAAAUCUGUUUUGACAUUGGCUGUCUCCAUCUUCUUAACCAAGAGCUAGAUGCUGCUGAAAAGGCAUUUGAUUGCAGCAUACGCAAGGAUGAGCAUUUGGCUGUUGGCUUCUUUCAAAGAGGAAUCACAUUUUACAAAAAGCAGAGGUAUGAGGAGAGUGUAGCUGAUUUCCAGCGUUCCUUCAAAACACUGAGAGGCAACCAGCUGAUAGAUUACAAGGCACUGGGUCUCAGAUACAAAUUAUAUGCAUGUGAGGUUCUCCACAAUAUGGCCCUGGCUGAGGCUCAGCUGGGUCACUGGGAAAAAGCCCAGGAAAACCUUGUGAAGGCUCUUGAUUACAAGACAGAUGCCAAGCUCAAUAUCAUUGACAAAGCUCUGCAAUCCACCCUGAAACAGAAACUUUUUAAACUAGUCGAGUUCCCAUCAAAAGUGCUCUUUAAACCAAAUAAGCACUAUGUUGCUGAGCUGGAGAAGAAGGACUACCUGGGCAAAGCGAAGGUUGUUGCCUCCGUCGUUCCUCAGGAUGAUUUCUCUGGAUUUGCCCCAUUACAGCCACAGGUUGAAGAUGGUCCAACUCGUCCAAAAGAACCUGAGGUUCUAAGGGCUUUAGAAGGAGAACCACACACCGUCCUGUUUGAGUUUGUUCCUGAGACCAGUGAUGAGUUGGCUGUAGUGCCGGGCAAUAUUGUGUUUGUGCUGCAGAAGGGUGCUGACAACUGGGCAUCUGUGAUCUUCAAUGAAAGAAGGGGACUUGUUCCUUACAAUUACCUGGAACGUUUGGAGAUCUCUUUGGCUUCUAAACAGAAUGAGCAGGGAAUAUCUAAGCCUCCAACUCGAGAACCACCGACCAGACCUGAAAGGAAACAAGGUCUUACUGCUAGUAGCAGCAGCAGUGGAGAGACACAAGUCAAGGAUGCACAGUCUACCGACAAUUCAUGUAUUGUCAAAGUCCGAUUCACAUUCAACUUUGCUGUCUCAGUACCACCUGGAUCUCCUUAUGCAAUACUGAUCGAUAAAAUCAGUAAGAAACUGAAUCUCCCUUCUAGGGCAAUCACCUUGAGUUUAAACUCUGAGGUAACUGGACAAAGUGUAAUCAAUGCCAACACAGAAAUGGAAAGUGUGUGGAGUUGUGCCACUGGCAGGCGCAUCACCCUGUGGUGUAACACCAAAGAGCAAACUGAUGGAAAGCCAGAGGAUGAGAUUCACUUUGUGGCACUUCAUUCUUAUGAGUCAUCAAAUCCAGAGGAUCUCAAUUUUCAGCAAGGAGAUACAAUCACAUUCAUCUCUAGAGUUAACCAGGAUUGGUUGGAGGGGCAAUGCAAUGGGAAUACUGGUAUAUUUCCUGCAUCCUUUGUGGAAGAAGUUCCUGUCAAUGACCAGUAACAGAAAAGAUACUAAAGCCAGUAAUACAAUGAAGUGACCAAAUCAGAGAAG